Messenger RNA from Phycomyces blakesleeanus NRRL 1555(-), 1719 nucleotides. RefSeq lists its product as hypothetical. Gene Ontology annotation, cellular component: plasma membrane. Gene Ontology annotation, molecular function: metalloendopeptidase activity. Gene Ontology annotation, biological process: protein processing. The coding region runs from base 1 to 1719 and encodes 572 amino acids. NCBI's taxonomy places the organism in Eukaryota, Fungi, Mucoromycota, Mucoromycetes, Mucorales, Phycomycetaceae. The record is from RefSeq and is a predicted model, not a curated record. The transcript is spliced from 3 exons.
AUGUUUAAGCAAGGGAUAGAACCAGUCCAAAGUCUUUACAUUGAUGCUGACGACAAGAACCCAAAUUCAACUGUUAUAAGUCUUGCCCAGCCUGAUCUUGGGUUGCCUUCAAAGGAGUACUAUGAAGAUCAAGAAGCCCUGAAAAAAUAUCAGUCAGGCCUCGUGUCUAUCCUCAAACGCAUCCUAGGCCCUACAAGCCUAAAUCUAGCCAAAGCAAAAGAGCUUGACCUAAACAUUUUGACCGAUGUAGAGAUUGACACACUUGUCUCCAACGCCAUCGAAUUAGAAACUUCAAUUGCCAAUUCCAUGGUGAAGUCCCAGGAUCUCCUAGACCCCGUGGCAACUUACAACCCUGAAUCUAUCAGUAGUCUUCAGCAAUCCUACCCAUUUCUUGACUGGACCGCAUUUUUGGAAGAGUUCUUGCCUCCUGGAGAGCCAUUGCCUCCGGCAAUUAUAGUUACCUCGCCAGUCUAUCUCCAGCGACUCACUGGCUUACUCCAAAACACGCCUAAACAAAAAUUGAGAGACUAUUUUGUGAUGCGGCAUGCAAUUUCCAAGGUGUAUGCACUCGAUAAAGACACUAGAACCCUCCUACAGGAAAUGCGUGGUUCCAUAUUUAGUGGAACCACAAAACUACCCCCGCGAGCUCAAGUGUGUACUAAAUCGACUAGCAGCACUUUUGGCUUUCUAGCUGGGCGCUAUUUUGUUCUCAGGGCAUUUGGUGGAGAAUCAGAGCGUGCUCAGGUAGAAAAGUUUGUUGACCUGAUCCAAUCUUCUUGGCUGAAGAGGCUGCCUGAAUUGGACUGGCUCGAUGCACAGACACGGUCAAGAGCUAUCAGCAAGAUGUCAAAAAUUAAGCACAAGCUUGGAUACAGUAUUAAAUCCCCCGACAUCAGAUCCGAUGAAAAUCUCAAGGAGUAUUAUCAAAACAUAAACAUCACAACCACCUCUUUCUAUGACAAUGAGAAUUCUGCCACCGCCUGGGAGUUGGCUGACAUAUGGAGCAGAAUGGGAAAACCUAUUGACAAGGCACGUUGGAUGAUGGAUGCUCAAGAGGUCAAUGCAUAUUACACACGCACAGGAAAUGAAAUCGUUGUACCAGCUGGUAUCUUGCGUGAACCUUUUUACGAUCCAGAUGUACCGGAUUAUCUAAACUAUGGAGGCAUUGGUAUGGUUAUUGGCCAUGAAUUUUCCCAUGCCUUAGACAAUGCCGGAAGAAUGUUCAAUGGAGACGGUCAGCUCGAACAAUGGUGGACCAAUUCAACACUAAAAUCAUUCGAGACUGCAGCGCAAUGUUAUGUAAAGCAGUAUGAUCAGUGGACCAUCGAAGGCCAAGAUAAAAAGCAGCAUCCUGUUAAUGGCAACUUAACUCUUUCCGAGAAUUUGGCUGAUAAUGGUGGACUUUCUGUAGCCUACAUGGCUUAUCAGCAAUUGGCUUCCAAUGCUUCUCUGCAAACAGCUACUUCAAACAAUGUUAACAUGCGUUUGCCAGGUCUGGAGCAGCUUUCUCCAGAAGCGUUAUUUUUUGUCAACUUUGGAAGAGUCUGGUGUAAUAAAAAGAGACCUUCCAUGGCAGAACAGCUGCUCCUCACGGAUGUUCAUUCACCAAACAGGGUCCGCGUAAACGCAGCUAUACAAAACUCUGAAGAAUUUGCAAGGGUUUUCCAAUGUCCCGCAAACAGCCCUAUGAACCCUAUCCCUAAAUGCCAACUGUGGUAA